ACCCUCCCCCCUUGUAGGUGUGGAGCUCACGCUGAAGAUGCCACGCUCCUUCCUGGUGAAGAGCAAGAAGGCUCACACCUACCACCAGCCCCGUGUGCAGGAGGAUGAGCCUGUCUGGCCUCCUGCCCUUAGCCCCGUGGCCAGGGACCAGGUCCUGAGCAACGACCCUGUCCUCAGCACCCUGUUCCCAAACCAGUGCCUGGACUGGACCAGCCUCAAACGGGAGCCGGGGCUGGAGCUGGACCCGAGCCUGACCAGGACGGUCUCUGCGCCAGAGGGCCCCACCGUGCUGUCUCGACCCCAGGACGGGGACUUGCCACCCUCCGACUCACCCCCGUUCUACAAGCCCAGCUUCUCCUGGGACGCCCUGGCCUCGUCCUACGGCCACAGCUACCGGCAGGCCCCCUCCACCAUGCAGUCCGCCUUCCUGGAGCGCUCCGUCAGCCUGUAUGGCAGCCCCCUGGUGCCCAGCACUGAGCCGCCCCUGGACUUUAGCCUCCGCUACUCCCCGGGCAUGGACGCGUACCACUGCCUCAAGUGCCACAAGGUGUUCUCCACCCCACACGGGCUCGAGGUGCACGUCCGCCGCUCCCACAGCGGGACCCGGCCCUUCGCCUGCGACAUCUGCGGCAAAACUUUUGGCCACGCCGUGAGCCUGGAGCAGCACACCCACGUUCACUCCCAGGAGCGCAGCUUCGAGUGCCGGAUGUGCGGCAAAGCCUUCAAGCGCUCGUCCACGCUGUCCACCCACCUGCUCAUCCACUCGGACACGCGGCCCUACCCCUGCCAGUUCUGCGGCAAGCGCUUCCACCAGAAGUCAGACAUGAAGAAGCACACCUACAUCCACACCGGUGAGAAGCCACACAAGUGCCAGGUGUGCGGGAAGGCCUUCAGCCAGAGCUCUAACCUCAUCACCCACAGCCGGAAGCACACGGGCUUCAAGCCCUUCAGCUGUGAGCUGUGCGCCAAGGGCUUCCAGCGCAAGGUGGACCUGCGGCGGCACCGCGAGAGCCAGCACAACCUCAAGUGAGGCCGUGCCUGCUCCCGGCUUCUGGCCAACGUGCCCUGAGAUCCCAUCACCCGGAGGGAGGCCAGCCUCAGGCACCCAGAACCCCAGUCUCCUGGAGGCAGCACUGGACGAGAGUCUUCGAGCUUGUUUUGAGACUCAUGAAAUUGCUGUGUGACCUUGAGCAAAUUGCUUUCCCUCUCUGGACCAACAUUUCUCCUGCUGCAAAGUGUGGGAGCUGGGUUGGGUCUUUUUGGAGCUGACGUUAUCUACAGGUCUAAGAGCUCCGUGCCCUACCCAGGGCAGAGCCCAGAAGGCCAGAGUAGCCCCAGGUGGACAUUGAUGCCAAGAAUAGACCAGAGAUGGGACCCACAGACAUCCUCACCCUGCCUGCUGCCCACCAUGCUGGGAUCUGGUCACCUUGGUUUUAGUGGCCCUCUUUCAGGCUGCCCAGGAUGCUCAGAGCUGCUUCCUGCCCCAGUGGGAGGCCUAGCACCCCUCUGCCUCAGCCAGACGUGCUGCCUGCCCCACUCUGCUGACUGGCACUCAGCUGGCCCCGGGCAUUCCAGUCCUGCUGUCAGACUGUGGGGCUGGAGAAACCAGAAGUUACUGCUGUCGAAAGCCUGUUCCCCUCAACUGCUGUACAUAAAAAUAAACACAGAUUU
Messenger RNA from Ceratotherium simum simum (southern white rhinoceros), 1671 nucleotides. It is a transcript of the gene GFI1B, whose product is annotated as growth factor independent 1B transcriptional repressor. The record is from RefSeq and is a predicted model, not a curated record. Gene Ontology annotation, cellular component: nucleus. Gene Ontology annotation, biological process: regulation of transcription by RNA polymerase II. NCBI's taxonomy places the organism in Eukaryota, Metazoa, Chordata, Mammalia, Perissodactyla, Rhinocerotidae. Gene Ontology annotation, molecular function: DNA-binding transcription factor activity, RNA polymerase II-specific; RNA polymerase II cis-regulatory region sequence-specific DNA binding.